UGUUCAACUAACCUGCAUCUCAAAAUUUACAUAUGAAAGAAAAAAUGGAAAGACAAAACAAUAACUCUAAAUACAUACAGGAGAUGAUUAAUACAUAAGAUUACCUCAAAACAUAUAUGGAUGUAAAUUCUCUCCAAGCAAAGAGUUAGGAGAUACACGUACUGAAAACCCAUACCAAAUAGAAACUUGACCUAUAUACUCUUUUAAUUAUUACUUUCAAAUUCAGCAAUUGCAGUUCAUUAGUGAUGGCUAGUUCACAAGGACAGAAAUUUGCAAACAAAAACUCAUUUGUCUGGAAUUAUAUCAUACAUAUUGCGUCAGAUAAUAAAUCGCAUCGUACUAACUAUUAUCAAUUUAUUUAUCUGUUUUCAUUUUUUCCAUUAUACAUAAAUGAGCUAAAUCUUUUAAAAUAUGAUACAAAAUGUGUUUUGAUAGUGUACAUUUUAGGUAAGCAAGGAAAUGGCAACAAAUGUGAAAUAGUAGCCAUGUGUGUGCACUUAUACUUAACUGUUUCUAUAUUGCUUCAAUUUCAGAUCAACUCCUUGAUUUUUUUAAUAGCGUGUUUUAAGAUCAUGACCGAGAGAAUAUCUAUUACAGAUUUGUUGAAUGAGGAUAGAAUAAUAAAAAUAUGUGCACCUAUGGUUCGAUAUUCUCGUCGAGCAUUUAGAAUGCUUGUGAGAAAAUAUGGAUGUGAUUUGGCAUACACACCGAUGAUCAUAUCAAACUCUUUUGCACAAUCGAAACAAUGCAGAGAUAAUGAAUUUCAACCGCAUGAACUCGAUCGACCCUUGGUGGUGCAGUUUGCUGCAAGCAAUGCAAAAGACUUUGCGGAUGCAACUGAAAUCGUCUUUCCAGAUGUGGACGGAGUUGGUUUGAACUGUGGCUGCCCACAACGCUGGGCAAUGGCCGAAGGAUAUGGGGCUAAAUUGAUUAAAAACCCUGAAUUAGUACGAGAUAUCAUUAAAACAACAAGAAAUAGAAUCCCAAGUAAUGACUUUUCAAUAUCAGUCAAGAUAAGGAUUCUUGAAACUGAAAAAGGAACGGUGGACAUGUGUAGGCAAUUUGAAAGUGCUGGCGCAUCUUAUAUAUCUGUUCAUGGCAGAACAACAAAAGAAAGAAAUCAACCUCCUCAUUAUGAUAUCAUAAAGUCAAUUAAAGAUUCUGUAGAUAUUCCAGUCGUCGCAAACGGCGGUAUCAAAACUCCACACGAUAUUGAAAGAAUACAUGAAAUCACAGGUGUGAAUGGAGUGAUGGUCGCCCAAGGUUUAUUGAACAAUCCAGCAAUGUUUGGUGGAUAUGAAAAAACUCCUGUACAAUGCAUUGAAGAUUGGCUAUCUGUGACUGAACAGUUUGAAACCAUAUUUCAGCACUUUCAUAAUCACUUAAUAUAUAUGCAAAAAUACACCACCCCUAAGUGGGAAAAGCAAGUUUUUAACAACCUCAAACAUAAAAAGGACAUACUGGACUACCUAUCUCUAAAAUAUGAAUUAUAAUGACACGCCAUGGACAGUGUGAUGCGAUCGCUUCAGCUAUGGUCGUGAGUGCUACCGAUGUUGAGAAAAAUUUUAUAAAUCCUGAUACAGUGCAAUAAAUUUUGAAUAGUUGUGCUUGUAUCAAUAAAUGUACGUUAGGUUUUUACAA
Styela clava is the source of this 1641-nucleotide messenger RNA. RefSeq names its product tRNA-dihydrouridine(20a/20b) synthase [NAD(P)+]-like. Gene Ontology annotation, biological process: tRNA processing. The record is from RefSeq and is a predicted model, not a curated record. Gene Ontology annotation, molecular function: flavin adenine dinucleotide binding; tRNA dihydrouridine synthase activity. NCBI's taxonomy places the organism in Eukaryota, Metazoa, Chordata, Ascidiacea, Stolidobranchia, Styelidae.